CUUAGCCACGCAGAAGUCGGGUUUCUGGUAUGUUUCCACGCCAGACCGCGUAAGAGACGAUGAUGUUGGGCACCCAAGGUGGAGAGGGAUUCGUGGUGAAGGUCCGGGGCUUGCCCUGGUCUUGCUCGGCCGAUGAAGUGCAGAGGUUUUUUUCUGACUGCAAAAUUCAAAAUGGGGCUCAAGGUGUUCAUUUCAUCUACACCAGAGAAGGCAGACCAAGUGGCGAGGCUUUUGUUGAACUUGAAACAGAAGAUGAAGUCAAAUUGACCCUGAAAAAAGACAGAGAAACUAUGGGACACAGAUAUGUUGAAGUAUUCAAGUCAAACAACGUUGAAAUGGAUUGGGUGUUGAAGCAUACUGGUCCAAAUAGUCCUGACACGGCCAAUGAUGGCUUUGUACGGCUUAGAGGACUUCCCUUUGGAUGUAGCAAGGAAGAAAUUGUUCAGUUCUUCUCAGGGUUGGAAAUCGUGCCAAAUGGGAUAACAUUGCUGGUGGACUUACAGGGGAGGAGUACAGGGGAGGCCUUCGUGCAGUUUGCUUCACAGGAAAUAGCUGAAAAGGCUCUAAAGAAACACAAGGAAAGAAUAGGGCACGGGUAUAUUGAGAUCUUUAAGAGCAGUAGAGCUGAAGUUAGAACUCAUUAUGAUCCACCACGAAAGCUUAUGACCAUGCAGCGGCCAGGUCCUGACAGACCUGGGGCUGGCAGAGGGUGUAACAGCAUUGGCAGAGGAGCUGGCUUUGAGAGGAUGAGGCGCGGUGCUUAUGGUGGAGGCUAUGGAGGCUGUGACAAUUACAAUGGCUAUAAUGAUGGCUAUGGAUUUGGGUCAGAUAGAUUUGGAAGAGACCUCCAUUACUGUUUUUCAGGAAUGUCUGAUCACAGAUACGGGGAUGGUGGCUCUACUUUCCAGAGCACAACAGGACACUGUGUACACAUGCGUGGAUUACCUUACAGAGCUACUGAAAAUGAUAUUUAUAAUUUUUUUUCACCACUCAAUCCUGUGAGAGUACACACUGAAAUUGGUCCUGAUGGCAGAGUAACUGGUGAAGCAGAUGUCGAGUUUACAACUCAUGAAGAUGCCGUGGCAGCUAUGUCAAAAGACAAAGCAAAUAUGCAACACAGAUAUGUAGAACUCUUCUUGAAUGCUACAGCAGGAGCAAGCAGUGGUGCUUAUGGUAGCCAAAUGAUGGGAGGCAUGGGCUUGUCAAACCAGUCCAGUUACGGUGGCCCAGCCAGCCAGCAGCUGAGUGGUGGUUAUGGAGGCGGCUAUGGUGGCCUGAGCAGCAUGAGUGGAUAUGACCAAGUUUUACAGGAAAACUCCAGUGAUUUUCAAUCAAACAUUGCAUAGGUAACCAAGGAGCAAUGAACAGCAGCUACUACAGUAGUGGAAGCCGUGCAUCUAUGGGCGUGAACGGAAUGGGAGGGAUGUCUAGCAUGUCCAGUAUGAGUGGUGGAUGGGGAAUGCAAUUGAUCUAGCCUGAUCACUGAC
This is a messenger RNA of Rhinopithecus roxellana (golden snub-nosed monkey), 1487 nucleotides long. Its product is annotated as heterogeneous nuclear ribonucleoprotein H-like. Gene Ontology annotation, molecular function: RNA binding. Gene Ontology annotation, cellular component: ribonucleoprotein complex; nucleoplasm. Lineage: Eukaryota; Metazoa; Chordata; Mammalia; Primates; Cercopithecidae. The record is from RefSeq and is a predicted model, not a curated record. Gene Ontology annotation, biological process: regulation of RNA splicing.